This is a messenger RNA of Phaethon lepturus (White-tailed tropicbird), 2067 nucleotides long. RefSeq names its product receptor tyrosine-protein kinase erbB-4. Gene Ontology annotation, molecular function: transmembrane receptor protein tyrosine kinase activity; ATP binding; epidermal growth factor receptor binding. Gene Ontology annotation, biological process: multicellular organism development; cell surface receptor protein tyrosine kinase signaling pathway; positive regulation of kinase activity. NCBI's taxonomy places the organism in Eukaryota, Metazoa, Chordata, Aves, Phaethontiformes, Phaethontidae. The transcript has 17 exons. The annotation marks the transcript as partial. The record is from RefSeq and is a predicted model, not a curated record. Gene Ontology annotation, cellular component: basal plasma membrane; signaling receptor complex.
GAAAUACUGAAUGGAGGGGUGUAUGUUGGCCAGAACAAAUUUCUUUGCUUCGCAGACACCAUUCAUUGGCAGGAUAUCGUGCGUAACCCUUGGGCCUCCAACUUCACUUUGGUUCCCACAAAUGGCAGCUCAGGAUGUGGUCGAUGCCAUAAGUCCUGCACAGGCCGGUGCUGGGGACCCACAGAGAAUCACUGCCAGACCUUAACGAAGACAGUGUGUGCGGAGCAGUGUGAUGGACGGUGCUACGGGCCCUACGUCAGCGACUGCUGCCACCGGGAAUGCGCUGGGGGCUGUUCCGGGCCUAAAGACACUGAUUGCUUUGCCUGCAUGAAUUUCAAUGAUAGCGGUGCAUGUGUCACGCAGUGCCCCCAGACUUUUGUAUACAAUCCUACCACCUUCCAGCUGGAGCAUAAUCACAAUGCCAAGUACACCUAUGGGGCUUUUUGCGUCAAAAAGUGCCCACACAACUUUGUGGUAGACUCCAGCUCUUGUGUUCGUGCAUGUCCGAGUUCAAAGAUGGAGGUUGAAGAAAAUGGUAUUAAGAUGUGCAAGCCCUGCACUGACAUUUGUCCUAAAGCAUGUGAUGGCAUUGGAACAGGGAGUUUAGUGUCAGCUCAGACGGUGGAUUCCAGCAACAUUGACAAGUUCAUAAACUGUACCAAGAUCAAUGGCAACCUUAUCUUCCUUGUUACUGGGAUUCAUGGGGACCCAUAUCACACGAUCGCUGCAAUCAAUCCAGAGAAAUUAAACAUAUUCCAAACAGUGAGAGAGAUAACAGGGUAUUUGAACAUACAGUCGUGGCCUGAGAAUAUGACAGAUUUCAGGGUGUUUUCUAACUUGGUUACUAUCGGUGGAAGAGCUCUCUAUAGUGGCCUUUCCUUACUCAUCCUAAAGCAACAAGGCAUUACCUCCCUGCAGUUUCAGUCCUUGAAGCAAAUCAGUGCUGGCAACAUCUACAUAACAGACAACAGCAAUUUGUGCUACUACCAUACUGUCAACUGGACCAGCCUCUUCAGCACACCUAGUCAAAAGACAGUCAUUCAUCGAAAUAAGAAGGCAGAGAACUGCACUGCUGAUGGAAUGGUGUGUAAUGAGUUAUGCUCAAGUGAUGGCUGUUGGGGGCCAGGGCCAGACCAGUGUCUCUCCUGCAAACGCUUCAUCAGGGGAAGGACCUGCAUAGACUCUUGCAACCUGUAUGAUGGGGAAUUUCGAGAAUUUGCAAACGGUUCUGUCUGCGUGGAGUGUGAUCCCCAGUGUGAAAAGAUGGAAGAAAAUAUGAUCACGUGCUAUGGGCCGGGACCUGACCACUGCACAAAGUGUUUCCAUUUUAAGGAUGGUCCAAAUUGUGUGGAAAAAUGUCCUGAUGGCUUACAGGGGGCCAACAGCUUCAUUUUCAAAUACGCUGAUGAGGAUCGUGAGUGCCAUCCAUGUCAUCCAAACUGCACCCAAGGGUGUAGAGGUCCCGCUAGUCAUGACUGCAUUUACUAUCCAUGGACACGACAGUCCACUUUACCACAACAUGCUAGAACGCCUCUGAUUGCUGCGGGAGUUAUUGGUGGCCUCUUCAUCAUCGUCAUUGUGGGCCUGACAUUCGCUGUGUAUGUUCGGCGCAAAAGCAUUAAAAAGAAGAGAGCACUGCGAAGAUUCCUGGAGACUGAGCUUGUGGAACCCUUGACUCCAAGUGGCACAGCACCCAACCAAGCACAGCUUCGUAUCCUGAAGGAAACUGAGCUGAAACGAGUCAAGGUUCUUGGCUCUGGAGCCUUUGGAACUGUAUAUAAGGGUAUUUGGGUCCCCGAAGGAGAAACUGUAAAGAUUCCUGUGGCCAUUAAGAUCCUUAACGAGACCACUGGUCCGAAGGCCAAUGUGGAGUUUAUGGAUGAAGCUCUUAUCAUGGCCAGCAUGGACCACCCACACCUGGUGAGACUCCUGGGUGUCUGCCUGAGCCCGACCAUUCAGCUAGUCACUCAGCUGAUGCCUCACGGCUGCCUGUUGGAUUACGUUCAUGAACAUAAGGAUAAUAUUGGUUCCCAGCUUCUGCUAAACUGGUGUGUCCAAAUAGCAAAG